UGUGGCGCUGUCGGGCAUUACUGCGAAGGUCAUCGGCAGCGUCUCUACGGCCCGUGAAAUCCCUGCCCGCUGAUGCCACACCUAUAGUUGGUUCAGGCUGUGGCCCCUAAGAGAUCCCUCAGCUGCGUGUGAGAUUCCCGAGCUCCCGAUAUAUAACCGUCCGCACUCGCAUAGCGCCACCCUGACUGAAAGCCAUGGCCAUGCUGCGAGUGUCGUCGUACCGCCGCUUGUUCGAGGAGGCGCAGUGGAACAGAGUGCAGGGUCGUUGUGGUUUGCAGCCCCGCUGGAGCCCUAGGAUGGUCGGGGCUGCCGACUGCCCGUGGCAAGAGCCGGACUUCGAAGAGGCUAGGGCCCUCAACCGGGAGGGCGUGUCUCGGUUCGUGCGUGAGCGAACCCUGAUCGCAGAGCUCAAUGACCGGCUCGCCUUCCUCGUGGAAACGGCGAGGUGCCUGGAGGAGGAGAACAAGUCCCUGGAGGCUCAAGUAGUGGAGCUGGAGGAGAGCAGGAGCGAGCAGAAGACCGUGCUCCGUUCGGACCGGGUCCCUGACCUCAGCCUGGAGGCUGUGAUGGAGCAGCUGCGCAGAGAAAAGGAGGAGAUUCUCUGUGAUGUCGCUGAACUGAAGCAAGAGCUGCAAUGUCUGCGCAGGCGGCAUGAGGAAGUGGUCACCCACAAGUCCCUCGUCCAUCAGGAGAGAGAGCUUGUUGCAGCGGACGUGGAUGCGGUGACUGCCGAAUGCCUCGCGCUUAGGGACCAGGUGGCUGUCUACGAGGGGCGGCUCGCCGCCCUGCAGAAAGCGCAAGAAACGAGGGUUCAGAGCCUGGUGGCUCCAGCGUCUCCAGCUGCCGUAUCCCUGGUGACCCCGGAGUUUCUCAGCCCCGAUGUCACCCCUGUCAUCCAGGAGAUCAAGGAGUACUACUGUGAGCUGGCGGAGAGCCUUCAGUUUGAAUCAAAGGCAGCGGUUGCAACUGCACCGGAGGACCCCAGGAAGAAGGAGCACGGUCCGGCCGAGGUCUCCACAGCUAAGUUGAUGGAUGUUGCUAAGGUGACAGACCCCGAUGAACUGAGGAAACGGAUUGCAGAGCUGCGCAGGGAGCUGGCCGAGCUGGAGAAGUGCGGUGGGGAACUGGAGGACCAGAUCGAGUCAAGGAGAGCGGCGCACCUUGAGGAGAUAGCCGAGCUGGAGUGCUGUGUUGCGGAAUUGGAGGAUGCUCAGGCAAACCUGGAAGCCAACAUGAAGGAGCACUGCGGCGACUAUGAUGAACUGCUUAGUGAGAAAAUGGCUUUGGAUAUUGAGAUCGCAGCUUACAGGGGCUUUGUCGAAGAGGAAGAGGAGAGACUGUGCUCUCUGUGAGUGAGUGGAGAAGAGAGGUCCAG
This is a messenger RNA of Scleropages formosus (Asian bonytongue), 1375 nucleotides long. It is a transcript of the gene vimr2, whose product is annotated as vimentin-related 2. Gene Ontology annotation, cellular component: cytoplasm; intermediate filament. Gene Ontology annotation, biological process: intermediate filament organization. The record is from RefSeq and is a predicted model, not a curated record. Bases 195 to 1352 code for a protein of 385 amino acids. The transcript is spliced from 11 exons. Lineage: Eukaryota; Metazoa; Chordata; Actinopteri; Osteoglossiformes; Osteoglossidae. Gene Ontology annotation, molecular function: structural constituent of cytoskeleton.